Messenger RNA from Metarhizium album ARSEF 1941, 711 nucleotides. RefSeq names its product meiotic recombination protein DMC1. Lineage: Eukaryota; Fungi; Ascomycota; Sordariomycetes; Hypocreales; Clavicipitaceae. The record is from RefSeq and is a predicted model, not a curated record. Gene Ontology annotation, cellular component: transcription factor TFIIH holo complex. The coding region runs from base 1 to 711 and encodes 236 amino acids. The transcript is spliced from 2 exons.
AUGGCCGGACUUCCUCACCCGAGAGGACACUCGCUCCGGCCAGGGUCAAGCAAAGAGGACAUGGUCCGUCGCUACGUCGAAGACCGCCUCCUCCUCAUUUCGCGCCGUCAUGUGAAGAAAUUCGGCAAUCCCAGUCCCGGAGACGAGGUCACCGGGUUCAAAUCCUUUGGCGAAGUCGCCAAGGAGCUCGACGGGCUCGUAAACAUCCUAUGGAAAUCCGGAACGCCGUGCUUACAAGUCCCGUUUCUAUUGAAACUAGCCAGCGACUUUACGCAGUACGUGCGGUCUUUCCCGCCCUCUCCACGAGCUACAUUUGAGCUGCUGCGCAAACUGGACCACUGCUUCGCCAGCCUGCUGCGUGGCCAGGACAUGGACACAAACGAGACCUUGCCCGGGUUUGAGAACGGUCUUCGGUCAGGCAUGACCACGACCGACAUGGUCCGAUGUCGUAGCUUGGUGGAGCAGACGAGAGUCUUGAUUGUCGACGUCUUGAGCAGCGGCGAGGAGGAGGAGGAGGAGGAGGAGGAGGAGGAUGAUGACGAGAGUGCGACCGAGGGUGACGCACCAUGGGACAUUGAUGAAGAGAGGCUGCAUAUGGAUGCAGCACGAAUAUACGAAAAUACCAUCGUGCAACUGGGUGAGAGGCUGGGCGACCCGCUGGGCAACGAUAACAAGAUUGAUAGUUCUGUAGUGUGCUCAACUAAUGAUUAG